AUGAAUUCUGGAAUGCCUUUUGAUUUGAAUGAGCCAGCAGAUGAAGACACAGAAGGGCAAACACAUGAACCAGUUGAUCUACAUCAUCACAAAACAAGGGCAAAGCUCAGCUGUGACUCAAGGAUGCAAGUAGUCAUGUGGCUGUUGAACAACCAGACAGAGGGGAAGCUUAACCAUGGUGCAAUUCAAGAAGUGGCCAAUCUCUUCAAUGUAACCAGGAGAACAAUCAGCACAAUAUGGAGCACUGCAAAAAUGCAGAAGGCAGCAGGUCAGCCAUACAACAUGACAACAAAGGGUCACAACUCAGGGAGAAAAAGAAUACAAGUGCAACCUAAUGCAAUAACUGAGAUAAAUAUGGGGGACAGAGCAUGCAUAAGAGACUUGGCAGUGCAGCUUAAAGUCUCUUCAAGUACAGCAAACCGAAUGAUAAAGAGGGGACUUAUUAAACCUCAUACAAAUCCAUUACAUCCUGCUUUGAAAGAGGCAAACCUUUUUCAAAGGGUUGAAUGGGUUCUAAAUUUGUUGAUGGGAGACACACCAACAACAAAGAGGCAGUAUUAUCCCAUGUACAACUUUGUACAUAUUGAUGAAAAAUGGUUUUAUCUAAGCAAAAAAUCACAGAGGGUUUACCUGGAAAGAAAUGAAAAGGGCAAGUACAGGGCAGCCAAGUCAAGCAAGUUUAUACCCAAAGUAAUGUUCACAGCAGCUGUAGCAAGACCAAGAUUUAAUGCAGAUAAAGAGUGUACCUUUGAUGGGAAGAUAGGUAUCUUCCCAUUCACUUACCAAGAGCCAGCAAAGAGAGCUUCCAAAUACAGAGCAAAGGGGACAGUUAUGACCAAGAUAGUUGAAUCUGUUGGUAAAAAGGAAACAAGGCACAUGUUGAUCAAUGAAAUCAUACCAGCAAUCAUGCAGAAAUGGCCACAAACAGAAGGUCAAGAUGACCUAGAGUGGCAAGCAGCUCAUCAACAAGGUGACUUCACAUUCAUUCUAGUGCAACAGCCACCAAACAGUCCAGAUUUGAAUAUCUUGGACUUGGGUUUUUUUAGAAGCAUACAGUCUCUAAUGCACAAAAAAAUGCCAAAGGAUGUUGAUGAUAUGUUGGAGGCAGUGCAUCAUGCAUAUAAUGAAUUAGAGCCAACAACAUUGGGAAAUGUUUGGUUAUCCUAUCAAUAUGUCAUGAAUGAAGUGCUAAAAGUGAAAGGUUCGAAUGAUUACCUUGUGCCUCAUGUCAAUAAGAAAAAAUUGGCAGCUGAGGGGAAGCUACCAAUUCAAGUCACUGCACCAAUGUGGGCUGUCCACGAGGCAUGGAAUUACAUACAGGGGAAUAGAGCAUCAUCUUCAACAGCUUAA
Molecule: messenger RNA, 1350 nt
Organism: Daucus carota subsp. sativus
Lineage: Eukaryota; Viridiplantae; Streptophyta; Magnoliopsida; Apiales; Apiaceae
Exons: 2
Coding region: 1-1350 (449 amino acids)
Molecular function (GO): nucleic acid binding
Source: RefSeq, a predicted model, not a curated record